UUCUUCAUUUCAUAUUUGGAAAAACAAAUUUGAAAGAAAUAAUCUGUUCUCAAGUUUUUCUUGGGAAAAUUUAAAUUGAAAACAUUUUCUCAUUAUGAUGGAUGAAUCAAGUUGUGAUUUUGCUAAUUUGCAAAACCAGUUGCAAUUAGCCAGAAACGAAAUAAAUAAUUUGAGGCAACAAUUAACCACAUUGAAAUAUGAACAAAAGAAAAUGUGUAAAGAGAUCUCCAAUAAGUUGGUCAAUUUCAAGUGCAACAGUUGUAAAUCAAACUCAAAUGCAAUUCAGCCGUCUACAUCUAAAAAUGGAAUAUCAGAUCCCAAUAAUGGAGAUUUCAAAUAUAUAGGAACCAUACACACAGAAUUUCCCUCAAAAAGAGGUGUUCCAAGGCAACCGAAUCUGUGCAGUGAAGCAAUAGGAAAGCUAGUGCUCAAUAGUGAUGUGUUUACAAACCCUCAUCAUGCAUUAGAGGGCUUGGAAAAGUUCUCUCACAUGUGGAUUCUUUUUCACUUUCAUCAAACGGAAGCAACACAUAUACCCGCUAAAAUUUCCCCACCAAGACUUAACGGAAUGAAAGUGGGAGUUUUUGGAACACGAUCACCACAUAGGCCAUCUCCAAUAGGUUUAUCAUUAGUAAAAAUAAAUGAAAUAUCUGGUAAUAUAAUUACUUUCAAUGGGGUAGAUAUGAUGGAUCAAACACCAGUUUUGGAUAUUAAACCAUUUAUACCACAUUAUGAUGUACCAAAUUCAGUGGCAUAUGGAUAUAGUUCCAGUGAAAGAUCUGCAUGGAUGAAUCCAAGUGAAGCAGGUGGGUCAUCUGAAGAAUACAAUAUGAUAAGACAAUUUGAAAAUGAACCAACACCCCAAAACAGCGAAUCUCGAACAUUAGUAGGCCAAGAAAGUAUCAGAGACAUGGUUCCAGGAGCUAGUGUUAAUAAUGAUAGAAGGAACUCUUCAUCAAAUGAUAGCGCAAAUUUAAGAAUGGUAGAACGUGAAGCACCUGAUGGAGAAGAGGAAGACUCUGUUACCAAUAUUAAUACAAAUCCAAAUGUAUCAUCGCGAUCAGGUUAUCCAUAUAAUGGCGAAAUUCUAGUACCUAGAUGGUUGGACAACCCAGUGGUGCCAACACUAACUGUGAAAUUUAGAAUGUCAGCAAAAGUUCAGUUACGUCAAUUUGGAUCAGAGGAACAGACAAAAAAGAAAAUUAUUGAGAAUAUAUUGUCCCAAGAUCCACGUUCUAUCUACUUGAGGGAACAACAGAGAGACAGUGAAUUUGUGUUCAGGAUAGCAGGGGUAUACGUUUGUUGUAUCUUUGACGAUUCUCAGCGAACAGUUUUUGUCAACAAAAUAUUGAUGGCUGACGAAUAUGGUCCCAAUGAACGAAUUUCUCCUCAAACAUAAAUACUUUCAGCACUCAAGAAGGCUGUGAUUUAAUAUUUUUGCUGACUCGAAUAUAUUUAUUUCAAUUGGAGGUAGGAGUUUUUAAAUUAAUUUCUAGACCUCCUAUUGCGAUGUACCUUUUUUUAUUGACGUGAUGAUUUGUUAACCUUAAGGUAUAGAAAAGGAAUUUUGAAGGUAGACGAAUCAUAUAAAAUUUUAUUUCGAAUGUGUUGAAAGCGUUAGUGAAAGCCCAUAGAUAGAAUCGUUUCAAGCUUCUUUAAUGUGAUAAUGAUAUCCAAAAUUAUGAUCUCCAUUAAAAAAUUAAAACAAAUGAAAGACAUCAGGUUAGGCAUUUGUGUUGAUACUGGUAAACUUUUAUUUGACAACAACUGAAUCUAUUUAUUAUUUCUUGUUUGAUUCAAUCAAAAAUUUUCCGUUUUUAAGCUUUGAAAGGAUACAUAUAACAAAGUUUCAGAAAUUUUAUAUGCUAUAUGCAUACAUUUUUUUAGUGAGCAGUUUUUCUGUGUACUUAUCAAUAUAGUUCUCUUUUAAAUAAUAACACAAAACGCUUAUUUUUAAUAGAAAAGUAAUAUUAUACGAUGUAUUGAACUCAGUUAACAAAAAAUAAAGGAUGAACAGGGAUGAAUUAUAAACCUUGUUAUUCUUGUAGUUUUUGAUGUUCCAGACUAUGAAUAGACAGACUUUAUUGUUGAAGCAAAAAGCAAGUUCUUAAUUCUGUUAUUAUUAUCUGUAAUUAUGUGAUUUGUAAAUAUUUUUAAAUUGUACUUGUAUCAGUUGACUUAAAAUGUUUGUUUAAUUGGACAAAUUCAUUUUUUAUGAUAUCAAUAUUCCAUGUAACAUACCUAUUUUUGAAUUUAUUAAAAAAGUUGACA
Molecule: messenger RNA, 2271 nt
Organism: Harmonia axyridis
Lineage: Eukaryota; Metazoa; Arthropoda; Insecta; Coleoptera; Coccinellidae
Product: tRNA (adenine(37)-N6)-methyltransferase
Exons: 6
Coding region: 95-1399 (434 amino acids)
Source: RefSeq, a predicted model, not a curated record